This is a messenger RNA of Anolis sagrei ordinatus, 2070 nucleotides long. Lineage: Eukaryota; Metazoa; Chordata; Lepidosauria; Squamata; Anolidae. The record is from RefSeq and is a predicted model, not a curated record.
AUGGCUGAGAGUGUCAUAGUGACCAUUGAUGAUGCCUGCCUUGGUCAACUGGGGCCCUUUGCUGCAAGGGAGGCCUUGGGGAGGGCUAAAUUGGGAUGCCCUUGGGACCAGUUGAAAAACAUCCAGUGGCCAAGAGAGAGAGGCUUCUUCCAAGGAAACUUGAAGCUCAUGGAUCCACCCGGUUUUGCGGAAAGCGGUGAGAAGGACGGUGAGGCGAAGACAUCGGUCUCUCUGAAGUCUUGUUUUAGCCAAGGUCUCAAACAACUGCACAAGGCCCAGGAGCUCUGCAAUGCCACCUUGGUCGCCGGAGGGAAGAGGUUUCCUUGCAACAGGGCACUGCUGGCCUCCGUCAGCCCAUACUUCCAGGCGGUGUUCACCAGCGACUUCAAGGAAUCCAGGGAUGGAGAGGUCCUCCUCCAAGGCCUGGACCCUUCCAUCCUCCAAAACCUGCUCACCUACCUCUAUUCGGGAGAGAUGACCCUCAGUCUCGAAACUGCCGAGGAGCUCUUCACCGCAGCCAGCCGGCUCCAACUCCUGCCCGCCUUGAACCUCAUCAGCAGAUAUCUCCUAGAUCAGGUCUCCGAGGAGAACUGCCUCCGCUUUUAUGCACUCGCUCGGGAUCACAACAACACCACCUUGUUGCGCGGCACCUUGCGCUACCUGGGCCUCCACUUUGAAUUGGUCCCAAAGCACCGGGACUUCCAGCAUCUUGAUCCCGGCGCCGUGAGUGGCCUCAUCUCUUCCGACCAACUCAACACAAGCUCCGAAAUCGAGGUCUUCCGAGCCGUUCAGUGUUGGGUGAAUGUUGCACCUUCCCAACGGUUAGUGGCACUCCGGACACUUCUCCAACACAUACGUUGGCCUUUACUGACCGAUGCAGAAAUGUCUGAAAUCCAAGCCUUCUUGGCCACGCUUGACCACCACUCAGAGCUGGAUUGGGAAGACCUUGAUGGUGCUGGAAGGUUACAACGUAGUGGAGGCCUCCGGAGAGGGAUGUUCCAGGAACGGAUUGUGUGCAUCAAAGUCCCACGUUUGAGGGACAUCCUCUCCGCCAACGAAGACAUGGACUGCUACGUGGAGUGUUUGAACCCAGUUACGGGUUCGAGGACAAAGUUGCCCCAUUUAGAGUUGGUGGCUCUUCCGGGAUGUUCCGUCUUGGAGCAUAAGUUGUAUAUUUCAGGCGGAAAACACCCCGACGCCACGUAUUCCAGCGCCCUCCACGAAUACGACUCCCUGGCAGACCAUUGGGUCCAGCUCCCAUCUAUGUCGACCCCUCGUUCCGUCCAUAUAUUCCUAACUUGCAAACAAAAACACUUUGCGUUGAGUGGAUGGAAUGACACCGGGCCCUUAGCCACUGCGGAAAGCUUCGACGUCGUCCACCAAACGUGGGCCUCCAUCGCCAGCUUGCCCAUUGUGUUACGCUUCUCCGCCUCGGCCGCCUUCAAAGCCAAGCUGUAUUUAAUCGGCGGGGAUGCCGAUUCCGACGAAGUGCUUUACCAAGGCAUCUUGGUCUACGACAUCGCCUUGGACACCUGGACACAAGUGCCACUCGAUUUCAGCCUCCACGGCGCCUCCGCUGUGACGAUGGAGACCGGCAUCUGCGUCAUCGGGGGCUUCUUCUCCAAAAAGGUCACCCCACCAUACCCAAACCGGCGCUUCAGCCAACUCCUGCCUUGCACCCCGAAAUGCUUCUUCAUGCACGAAGAUGGGGUGAUCAGCAAAGAGGUCACCAUCCCGCCGCUGCCAUUACCUCUGGCCUUUGCGGGCGCCACUUGCUUCCACGGCAGGGUCUACGUCAUGGGAGGCGUCUGUACCUCCAGGACCCAUGACGCCAUUUACCAUUGGCAACCCGGAGAGGCGGCUUGGACCCAGUAUCCAGAGGCGCUCUCCCGCCAAGGCACUGUCGUGCGAAGGGUGCUGAAAUGCGUGACCUUAAAGGUGGUGAGGCCCAACCUGGCGGCUCUUAUUCAAGGCGCGCCCGUCAAACGGGUGGCUGUUGGGUUGAAGGCUCCUUCCAAAGGCAGACCAGAAGACAACUGCCCUGGCUUCCCAAGUCAAGCUUCCCCAUGA